Cuscuta epithymum is the source of this 5253-nucleotide messenger RNA. The record is from the annotation of a GenBank genome assembly. NCBI's taxonomy places the organism in Eukaryota, Viridiplantae, Streptophyta, Magnoliopsida, Solanales, Convolvulaceae.
UAAAAUGGUUAUGAUGAUGAUGGGCAUGGAAGAUGCUAGGCUAUGAUGAAAAGACGGAAGCGGAAUAUAAAUCCCGAGGUGUUUUUCAGAAAAAAGUCCAUUUCGGAUUUCCGCGAAAUUCUCGAUUGAUUUUAUUCUGGAGUUUGUGAGUUUGGAAUGGGUUCAAACUUCAUCUGGGAAUCAAAGCCAUAUUAUGGAUAGGGAGGGAAUAAGUUGAGAAGUUAUGGCGAGCAGCGCAGGUGCGCUGAGCAUUGCUUCAUCGCUACCGCUAAAAUCCGGCCGAAACCCCCAGGUACACGAAAGGCCUUCUUCUUCCUUCUCUUUGGACUGCUCUGCUUCGACGUCUGCUACUACUAGUACUGAGCAUGGCUCGAGCAAGAAAUUUAGCUACAGCAGAGCCUCUCCGUCAGUGAGAUGGCCACACUUGACAUUCACGGACAGUCAGUGCAAUUCAGACCAUUUCCAGUUCACUAUGUAUCCUUCCCCACUUACCCGUACGGAAAAUGAAAAUGAAUCCCGAUUAGAUAAGAGCCGGGAUGGUUUGGAUAGUGGUAGGAUCAGGAGUGGGACGAGGGCUAAGAAAAUGAACAAAUUGGCAUUGAAGAGGGACAAAGGAUGGCGAAACAGGGUACAGUUUUUAACUGAUAAGAUCUUGCAGUUGAAAUCUGAUGAGUUUGUAGCAGAUGUGUUGGACAAGAAGUUGGUGCAGAUGACCCCAACUGACUACUGCUUUGUAGUGAAGUGGGUUGGCAAGUCUAGCUGGCAAAGAGCAUUGGAAGUUUACGAGUGGCUGAACCUUAGGCACUGGUAUACCCCCGAACCUAGAAUGUUGGCAAUGAUACUUGGUGUGCUCGGAAAAGCCAACCAGGAAGCAUUGGCUGUGGAGAUAUUUACUCGGGUGAAGCCAACUGUUGGGUACACAGUUCAAGUCUAUAAUGCAAUGAUGGGUGUUUAUGCCAGAAGUGGGCGAUUCGCUAAAGUUCAAGAAUUGAUUAGUUUAAUGCGCGAACAAGGAUGUGAUCCAGACCUUGUGAGUUUCAAUACACUUAUAAAUGCACGCUUGAAGUCAGGUCCUAUGACGCCAGGGUUGGCAAUUGAACUUCUAGAUGAGGUAAGGAGUUCUGGGCUCCGGCCUGACAUAAUUACAUAUAACACUCUUAUCAGUGCUUGCUCCCGCAACUCAAACUUGAAGGAAGCUGUGAACGUUUUUAGUUAUAUGCAAAGUCAUGCAUGUCAGCCCGAUUUGUGGACCUACAAUGCUAUGAUUUCGAUUUUCGGAAGAUGUGGUCUCGCAUGUGAGGCUGAAAGGAUAUAUAAGGAUCUAGAGUCGAAAGGGUUUCAACCAGAUGCUGUGACUUAUAAUUCGCUGGUAUAUGCAUUUGCAAGAGAAGGAAAUGUUGAAAAGGUUAAGGUGACAUGUGAAGAAAUGAUAAAGAUGGGGUUCCUGAAGGACGAGAUGACAUAUAACACCGUGCUGCACAUGUUUGGGAAGAAGGGUCAACAUGAUAUUGCUCUGGAAUUUUAUCAAGAGAUGAAGUCUUCUGGCCGACUUCCUGAUGUAAUUACGUACACCAUUCUUAUUGACUCGCUCGGGAAAGCAAACAAGAUGUCAGAAGCUGCAAAUGUGAUGUCAGAGAUGUUAAAUUCUGGAGUGAAGCCAACCGUCAAAACCUAUUGUGCUUUAAUAUGUGGUUAUGCAAAAGCCGGGAGGCCAAGGGAGGCUGAAGAGAUGUUCAAUUGCAUGACACGUUCUGGCAUCAAUCCUGAUCAGUUGGCAUACAAUGUUAUGUUAAGCAUGUAUCUGCGGUCUGAAGAGAUCAAGAAGGCACUGUUUCUGUAUCAUGAAAUGAUAAAUGAUGGAUAUACUCCUGAUCUUUCUACCUAUGAAUCCAUUCUGAAAGUAUUAAGGAGAGAAAAUGAAGAAGAAGGUAUCCAGAAAGUGAUCAAGGACUUGGAACAAGUGUGUCACUUGAGCCCAGAAGGCAUUUCAUCUCUACUCGUUAAGGGGGAGUGCUAUAGUUUUGCUGCCAAAAUGUUGAAAUUAUCCAUAGCACAAGGUCACAAACUGGACAAGGACAGCUUCUUGUCUAUUCUGGGAAAUUAUAGUUCAUCUGGCAGGCAGUCAGAUGCGAUGGAAUUGCUAGAUUUUGUGAAAGAACAGACUACGGAGUCCCAGAAGUUUCUAAGUGAUACAAUGAUUGUCAUGCUUUGCAAGUCUAACCAAUUGAAUGCUGCUUUGAAUGAGUACUUCAGAACUAGCAACUACAGUAGUUCAUGCACUGGUAGUGUUGUUGUGAGUGAAUACCUCAUCAGUUGUUGUGAGGCAGCUAAGCAAUUUUCUGAGGCUUCUCAAAUAUUUUCUGACAUGCAAGCCAAUGGGCUGCAGCCUUCUCAGGAUGUUUAUAGAACAAUGGCUUCUAUCUAUGUGACUAUGGGUUUCCCUGAAACAGGUCAUCAUUUGGUCAAUCAAGCAAAAGCACGAGGCAUGCCUCUUGAUGGCAUUUUUUCCAUUUAUGUCAAUCUAAUCAAGGCUUAUGGGGAGCUGAAGCUACUGCAAAAGGCUGAGGAAGUUGUGGCAACUCUGAGAGAGAAGUAUGCUGUUUUGGACCAAACAGCUUGGAAUGCAUUGAUACAAGCUUAUGCUGUGAGUGGCCUCUAUGAGAAAGCAAGGGCAGUUUUCAACACAAUGAUGAGAGAAGGUCCAUCACCUACAGUGGAUUCCAUCAACAGUCUCUUACACUCAUUGAUUGUUGGUGGCAGAUUAAAUGAGCUAUACAUUGUGAUACAGGAAAUUCAAGAUAUGGGUUUUAAAGUUUGUAAGAGCUCCAUCAUUUUGAUGCUUGAUGCAUUUGCAAAAGAAGGGAACUCUUUUGAAGUUAAGAAAAUAUACAAUGGAAUGAAGGCUGCCGGGUAUUUCCCUACCAUGCAUGUUUACAGAGUGAUGAUUAGGAUAUUUUCCAAGGCAAAAAGAGUUAAGGAUGUUGAGGCCGUGCUUUCCGAAAUGGAGGAUUCAGGGUUUAAGCCUGACCUUUCUAUUUGGAAUUCGGUGCUCAACUUGUAUACUAGAAUUGAAGAUUUCAAGAAGACAGAUUACAUAUUCCAACGAAUUCAAGAAGCUGGACUCAAACCAGACGCGGAAACUUACAGUACCUUGAUAUUCAUGUACUGUCAAGACCGUUGUCCUGAACAGGGCUUUAAACUUAUGCAAGAAAUGAGACAGCAAGAUUUGAUCCCUGAGAUGGACACCUACAAAAGCCUACUUGCUGCUUUUUCUAAAGAGCUCAUGCUGGAUCAAGCUGAGGAACUCUUUGAACGGCUUAUGUCAGAGGGUCAUAAACUUGAUCGCUCUAUAUAUCACUUAAUGAUGAAAAUGUAUAGGAAAUCGGGUAAUUGUUCUAAAGCUGAACAGUUAGUACUGAAGAUGGAGGAAGCAGGAAUUGCGCCUUCCACUGCAACAAUGCAUUUGCUGAUGACUUCUUAUGGGAGAUCAGGCCAUCCCACAGAAGCACAGAAUGUGCUGAAUAAUUUGAAGACAACUGGUGCAAUUCUUAGUACAUUACCAUAUAGUUUUGUUAUUGAUGCGUAUCUUCAGAAUGGAGACUACAAUACCGCUAUUCAAAAGCUUAAGGGCAUGAGUUUAGAAGGCCCAGAGCCAGAUCACCGAAUAUGGACCUGUUUCGUUCGAGCGGCUAGUUUAUGUGAUCAUAUCAGUGAAGCCAAGAUUUUAUUAACUGCUAUUGCAGAUGCUGGUUUUGAUCUCCCCGCAAGGCUUAUGAGGGAACAUUCAGAAUCACUGGUUUUGGAGGCAGAUCAGUUCCUUGAGAAAAUUGCAUCUACAGAUCAUGAGGCUGCAAUUAACUUUGUCAAUGGUUUGGAAGACCUAUUAUGGUGUUUUGAGAUGCGAGCCACUGCUUCAUGGGUAUUCCAGUUGGCAACUAAGAGGAACAUUUAUCACCAUAAAGUGUUUAGCAGGGUGGCUGACAAGGAUUGGGGGGCUGAUUUCAGAAAGCUAUCCGCCGGGGCUGCUUUGGUUGCCCUAACUUUAUGGCUUGACCACAUGCAGGAUGCUUCACUGGAGGGUUUCCCUGAAUCAUCAAAAUUUGUUGUCUUGAUCACCAGUACAGCGGAAUACAACGAGGUAUCAUUGAACAGUACAUUAAAGGCAUACCUCUGGGAGAUGGGGUCUCCAUUUCUCCCUUGUAAAACCCGAACUGGAGUGUUGGUAGCCAAAGGCCAUUCCUUACGAUUGUGGCUAAAGGAUUCCCCAUUUUGCUUGGAUCUUGAGUUGAAAAAUAGAACAACAGAGGCAGAGGUUAACUCGAUGCACUUAAUCGAUGGUUGUUUUAUGAGACGUGGUCUUGUUCCAGCCUACAAGGACAUAAGCGAGCGGCUUGGGAUUGUUAGCCCUAAGAAGUUCUCAAGGCUUGCUUUGCUUCCAGAUGAGGAAAGGAAGAGAGUUAUUGAAGUCGACAUUCAAGGGCGUAAAGAGAAGUUAGCCAAGUCGAAUGAAAUUGGGACAGUAAAAAAGAAGAAAAGAUUCAUCAGGCAGGCUAAUCCAUGAACAAGCAGACGAUAAGUCAGGUGUCAGCUCUCACACAAGUUCAACAAGCUUGAUGAUAUGGCUUACUGCUGCAGUUGAAACUGCUCUCAUCUCAUGUUGGUGGUCUCCGAUACCUAGUGGGGCGAAAGAAUUACAAGGUCGAUCAAGUGUUUCUACAAAACCUGCCCACAAAUCUAAAGGUAGUUGUCAUGGCAUGUGCUCUCUUUCUCUUGAAAGAUCAAAUUGGAUGUUACCCAAGUGCCCCCUUGCGCCCGUUCUCCCCUGCGGUCAUGGGCUCAUGUGGGUCAACAGUGAACAGAUUAGGAAGCGGACAAUGAAGGCAUGCAUAUAUGCCAUCAUAUUUGGGGCAUGCAUAUAUGCCAUCAUAUUUUGCAAAAAAAUGGGGUAUUUAUUUAAUAAAUCAAUAAUUGCCGUUCAUUCUUACUAGUAGUAUUCUGGAAAAGAGAACAUCAGAUAUUCAGAUGCAGUCAAUGGAAGGUAAGGGCCUGGCAGGUGUUAUUUGAUUUAACUUUUCUGCUAAUGGCGGAAAUCAACAGUGUUGUCAAUUCUCCUUGUUUUCGACUGUACUAAGUUGUAACUCGUAAGGGGAUCAAAUGGAACGCAAUAAAGAUGAGACCAAAAAAUUAAGAGUAACUUCAUAUGUGUAAAAGGACAUUAUUGGUACUUUGACAGAGAAUGACACACAGUCCUAC